Schistocerca nitens (vagrant locust) is the source of this 1143-nucleotide messenger RNA. RefSeq names its product serine protease persephone-like. The transcript is spliced from 7 exons. The record is from RefSeq and is a predicted model, not a curated record. Gene Ontology annotation, molecular function: serine-type endopeptidase activity. Gene Ontology annotation, biological process: proteolysis. Lineage: Eukaryota; Metazoa; Arthropoda; Insecta; Orthoptera; Acrididae. Bases 1 to 1068 code for a protein of 355 amino acids.
AUGCCGUUCUCUCAGCUGACCCACGUGACACUGGAGGUGACCCCCCUGGUGUCCGCAGAGGGCUCCGCCUGCCCCUCGGGCAGCUGCCUCCGAGUGCGCCACUGCUCGGCUGCCCUGCUCGCCAUCCGCCAGCGCCGACCGCUGCCCCCGCGCUGCGGCUUCUCCGGCCUAGAGGAGGUCGUCUGCUGCCCGGAGGCGGAGGCGGAGGCGGGGGCGGAGGCGGCCGCCGGAGACUCCAACGACAUCCCCAGCGGCGACGCCUGGGUCUUCCCUGCGGCAGAGCGGCGGCCCAGCGAGGCAGCCUGCAGUUCUUACAAAGCCAUGCGGGAUGGUCUGGAAGACUACAUUCUUCGUGGGAAACUGGCUGGGCCGCAUGAAUUUCCACACAUGGCGGCACUGGGAUUCAACGUCCCCAACACGGAGGGCCUCAGCUGGCUGUGCGGAGGGACCCUCGUCAGCGACCAGUUCGUCCUCACCGCGGCCCACUGCUGCGCCAACAGGGUCACGGGAAGGCCAGUCGCGGUGCGCCUGGGAGUGAACAACCUCACGGCGACACCAGACGGCGCAGACUACGGGAUCUCAGAGAUCGUGCUGCACCCCAGGUACAGGAAGCGCCAGUCCUACGGCGACAUAGCGCUGCUGAGGCUGGACAGGAGGGUGGAGUUCAGCGACGCCGUCUUCCCCGCCUGUCUCAACACGCAGGACGGAGACCCGCCGAGCUUCACUGCCGCCGGCUGGGGGGCCACGAACGCUGCCGGAACGCGACUGAGCUCUGUGCUUCUGAAGACCACCAUCUACCCACGUCCAUUAUCCAAAUGCCGAAAUGCCUACAAGGACAGAUUUCCACAAGGAAUGGACUCGUCAGUGAUCUGUGCCGGAGACCCCCAGGGGAAGACUGACACCUGUGUUGGCGACUCCGGCGCCCCUCUGGUGACUGGCCGCUCCGCCCCCUACACGGCGGUGGGCGUCACCAGCGUCGGCCCCAGGCCCUGCGGCGGCGCCCUGCCCGGCGUCUACACGCGCGUCUCCACACACCUCGGCUGGCUGGAGGGCCGCGUCUGGCCCUAGCCACAGGCCCUCCCUAGCGUCGCCACUGCUGCUCUCGUGGCCAAGGGGCGGCCCGGAGAUCCAACUCGUCUGCUU